This is a messenger RNA of Thunnus maccoyii (southern bluefin tuna), 2143 nucleotides long. RefSeq names its product DnaJ (Hsp40) homolog, subfamily C, member 30b (gene dnajc30b). The coding region runs from base 174 to 1346 and encodes 390 amino acids. The record is from RefSeq and is a predicted model, not a curated record. The transcript has a single exon. NCBI's taxonomy places the organism in Eukaryota, Metazoa, Chordata, Actinopteri, Scombriformes, Scombridae.
UUUCACAGGAGAUUACGUAACUGUUUAUUGACGCCUUUUCUGCUAAAUGAUUGGUCGGGUGUGAUAAGUACUUCCUGUAAACAUAGACUCUGGUUGGUUCUCCGCUGUGUGACGCAGCCGGAUGCCGCAGCUGUUUUCCGGCCUGCCUGGUCACCGGGUCCGCUCUCGGUAAAAUGGCAGAGGUCGGUCAGAGGCUGGGGAGCGGAGUUUACCGGCUGUCCGCUCUCAGAAACAGCCAGAGUCGACCGGUCUGCACCGGAGAAAGUCCCGGAUCUCUGCUGGUAACUUGCACCGUCAAUGACAGUCGGAUAAAAGCGGAAACAGCUCUGGAUCAACGUCAAGUUCAUCCAGAGUCAAAAAGCAGAGCAACACGACGCAAAUCAGAGAAACUUUCCAGGGUGAGAAAAGGUAGACAGGUAAAUGGGACUUCCGCCUCUUUGGACCCGGAUUCAUCCCGUUUUAUUGGAUUUGUUCAAACCAGAGAGAGCUUGCAAGACUAUAAAACAGCCCUGUACCUCUCAUCAACAAGACUGCAGUCUCUCCUGCCUGUCAGGAUGACACCCUGGACCAGAGGAGCUGUCUCCAUCCACCCUGACACCUUCAGGUCCCCUCAGCAGCUCCAAGCUUUCUGCACGGUGAUCUUCAUCCUGGCAGAGCAGGGAUCAGAGCGGCCCAGCUGUGGAUUGAGGCGUCUCAAACUACAUCCUGAUACUCCGCACUCAUCAACAACAACGAGAGGCUACAGCUGGAGGGGUGACAGCAGCACAAGAGAUGCUCUUCUGCUGUACAGAAGUAGGACAGCCUAUUAUGACAUUCUCAAAGUGACCCCCAGCGCCACACAGUCCCAGAUCAAGACAGCCUACUACAAGCAGUCCUUCAUCUACCACCCUGAUAAGAACCCGGGGAGCAAAGAGGCCACGCAGCGCUUCUCUGAGAUCAGCGAAGCCUACACAGUGCUGGGCAACAUCAGCCUGAGGAGGAAGUACGACCGGGGCAUCCUGAGUCAGUCAGACAUCCAAAGUGCGGGGAGGCCGUCCUCCAAAGAGGCCCCAAGCAAGUCCACAGGACCCACGCAGCAGCAGCAGCAGCAGCAUCAACAUCAACAGAGGGCCAGAAGAUUUUCCCAAGCUGGGGGGAAGCCCAUGUUUGAUUUUGACGCCUUUUAUCAGGCUCACUAUGGGGAGCAGCUGCAGAGAGAGAAGGACAUGAGAGCCAGGAAGCAGCGCAUGCAGGAGAAACAGAAGGACAAUUAUAGCAAGUGGAGAGAAGGUAAAAUAAUGGAGAUGACUGUGGCGAUGCUGCUGGCCACCGCAGGGCUGAUUUUUGUCAAUCUCAGCAGGCCCUGAAAUAGAAGCAGCAGCAACCGGACGUGUCCCUUUCUGGGGUUGCACGUUAGGACUCUCAGGGUGGAGGAGAUGGAUGGGGGGAGGGGUGGUGGGGGUGCUACCUCAGACUGUUUUGCAAGUGUUGCACAGUUUCUGGCAGUUGAAGGUGAUGAUUAUUUUAGUGUGUUGCAAGCAGAAACCUAAAGCCUGCUCACUGGGUCUCAAGCCAUAGGUAGGCUUGUCUUUCAUUAAAUUAAUCCACACAUGAUGAUUGUUUUAAGUGAGCAACUGAACAUAAUUUUGUUAAUUUCUUCAUGUAUACACUCACGUACACUUACCUAGAAAUGGAUGCUGGAUCAAAAACAGUCAUUUAAAGUAGAGACUGGAAAUCUGGGAUUAUUUAUUGCUGCAAAGUUUCAAGCACAUAGCUCUUCCAAGGAUCUCCAAAGCGCCUGAUGUAAGAGUGGUAAGAAGUGUUUCACAAUUCAUGGCUUUAACAUUUUCAGCUGAAUCAAUUAAUCGAUGAGUCGAUUGACAGAAAAUUAAUAGGCAACUAUUUUGGUCAUCCUUCAUAGUAAAAAUGCCGAACAUUAAUCGGUUCCAGCUUCCCAGUUGGGAGGAUUUGCUGCUUUUCUUUGUCUCAUGUGAUAGCACACUGAAUAUUUUGGGGUUUUAGAUUGUUUGUUGGACAACAGAUGCUAUCUGAAGUCAUCACCUUGGGCCUUAGAGAACUGUGACAGGUAUUUUUCACCAUUUUUUGAGAUUUUAUAGACCAAACAAUUAACCGAGCAGUCUAAAAAAUAAUCAGCAGUUUAAUU